Messenger RNA from Colletotrichum paranaense, 267 nucleotides. RefSeq lists its product as uncharacterized. Lineage: Eukaryota; Fungi; Ascomycota; Sordariomycetes; Glomerellales; Glomerellaceae. The annotation marks the transcript as partial. The transcript has a single exon. The record is from RefSeq and is a predicted model, not a curated record.
AUUCUAGUCCAUUUCUGUCUUACUUUAGGCUGGUAUGAAGGAGUUAAAAUCAGAGUAGUACACUCAUUCUUGCCAAUAUUCGUAAUAGUAGAUCUAUUUAUAUUGACGCUAUGCAGCACUUCAGGUGCUAAGAAUGUUGUCGACAGCUUGAGGAAGAAGCUGAGAACUUUGGGAUGUUAUCGAAAGCAUUCGCAGAGAAUGGUCUUCAGGACUUGCUCCAGCAUCUCGGUACACAUUGGGCAUCUCUUAGUCAGUGCGGGCCGUUGA